Molecule: messenger RNA, 4964 nt
Organism: Dunckerocampus dactyliophorus (ringed pipefish)
Lineage: Eukaryota; Metazoa; Chordata; Actinopteri; Syngnathiformes; Syngnathidae
Gene: lrrfip1a
Product: leucine rich repeat (in FLII) interacting protein 1a
Exons: 23
Coding region: 243-4931 (1562 amino acids)
Biological process (GO): regulation of transcription by RNA polymerase II
Molecular function (GO): RNA polymerase II cis-regulatory region sequence-specific DNA binding; DNA-binding transcription factor activity, RNA polymerase II-specific
Source: RefSeq, a predicted model, not a curated record
CGUGCGCGUUGUGACUGAACACAGGAAGAAGACGGAUGCGUGACGACAUGAAUAAGUGACUACGUUACAUUGAGUGUGCUACAUGACCAUACAACAGGACUAUGCGUGACUGAAGCUACGAUUCCUUUCAUGUCUUAUACGUUGACGUGUUAGCUGACGUUGUGCCGCUCGGUUCUGAGGAUAUUUGGUGGAAUCGUUGGCGCGAACAAAACUUUGAAAGAGUUGGACACGUCCUGUCCAACAUGUCCAACAUGUCCAACAUGGGCAGCCAGGGCACAGGACGGAAAAGAAGCAGCAACAAGGACAGAAGUACAGCAGAGGACGAUGCUUUAAAUCUUAUAGCUAAAGAGGCUGAGGCCAGGCUGGCAGCAAAAAGGGCAGCUAGAGCAGAAGCCAGAGAGAUCCGCAUGAGAGAACUUGAAAGACAACAAAAAGAGAUCUUUCAGGUACAGAAGAAAUAUUAUGGCUUGAACACCAAAGUAGAUGACAGAGUGGACGACAAAUGGGGAGAUAUUGAGCAAUGGAUGGAGGACAGUGAGAGAUACUCACGCCCCUCACAGGUGCACACGCUUUCAGAUGACGAUGAGCGCUUGUCAGUGGGAAGCCGAGGCAGUGUCAGGUCGGAUCUUGAUUCAGUUUAUGGGGCAGGGGGCUCAUCUUUGGUCCCGCAUAAGAAGUCCAAGAAAAAGAAGAAACAUAAGCAUAAAGAUAAAGAUAGGAACGGCUAUGAUGAUGAGUACGGUGUCGUGUCCAGCAGGAGUUCAAGACUGAGUGACGAUAGCAGGGUCUCACGUUCAUCCAGGGGAGACCUGUUGGCAUCUUAUGCUUCCUCUAACUUGUACAGCCUCAAUGGUCUGUCCUCCACCAGGAACACAGGUUCAACUGGUGCGUACCAGAGCGCCUUAUAUGAGGACAAUCACUGCUCCGGGUCGCAGCGAGUCACUGGCUCUGGCUCCCAUUCUUUAGAAUACAGUAGCUUCCACCGCUCCAACUCCAGAACCUCCAGCAGGGCCAAUUCAGCCCGUGCCAGCCCAGUGGACAACUGUGGUUCUGUUGCCAGUUAUUUAAGAAGCGCAGCCAGUAGCGGUGGCCUCCCCAGGGAUCUGGACGAUGUUACUAUUCCUGAUUUUUCUGAUGUAGAUGACAAGGAUUAUCUUGAGAAAGGUUCCAGAGCAGCCUCUGCAUUAACAGCAACAACUCUCACAUCCCUCGGUGGAUCUUCCUCACGGAGAGGAAGUGUAGACACUGCCAUAACUGUGGAUGCUGAGACUGCCGUGAGAGAAAUAAAGGAAAUUCAUGAACUGAAGGAUCAAAUUCAAGAUGUGGAAUCCAAGUACACACAGAACCUAAAAGAAGCCAAGGAUGCAUUGACAGAGGUGGAAGAGAAGUAUCGUAAGGCAAUGGUAUCCAACGCCCAGCUGGACAAUGAGAAGAACAACCUCAUGUACCAGGUGGAUACGCUGAAGGACUCUCUGAUGGAACUAGAGGAACUCCUGUCUGAGUCCCGGCGGGAGUAUGAGGAGAAGGUCAAGGAAUUUGAUCGAGAGAAGCAUGCCCACGGUGUGCUUCAGUUCCAGUUGGCAGCCAUGAAAGAAACACUGAAACAAAGUGAGGAGCUGCUAAAUGAGAUCCGUCAGUUGCGUAUGAAACAAGACGGUUUUACUAGAGAGAUAUCUGACCUACAAGAAACAGUGGAGUGGAAGGAUAAGAAAAUUGGGGCUUUAGAGCGACAGAAAGAAUACACUGACGCAAUCCGAAUUGAGCGAGAUGAGCUCAGAGAAGAGGUUGUGAAGCUGAAAGAUAUUCUAAAGAAACAUGGAAUAGUACUGGGACCUGAUAUGAGCAUCAACGGCAGUGCUGGUGAGACAGAAACAGAAGUCAGCACCAGUGGAGACUCUGCUCCCCAACCGGCUCAGGAUUCGUCCACUUUCCCAGCAGAGGGGAACAGCAUGCUCGGAAGCUCAGUGGAGACUCAGUUGAGAAGUAGUGGAAAGGAAGAGGUGGAUCAAGAGCAGCAUCAAGACGUGUUUGAGGAAGCCCAGACCAGUCAUUUCAGCUCUGAUAGGCUCUCUAAUACUGUUCACGCAUCUUUAGUAGAAUCCUGUAGCACACAACAGUCCACAGAAGAACAGAAAAUGCCACUCAAAGACGUCAAUGGUGGCAAAAGUCUGGAAUGGCAGGCUGAAGCUGAUGAACUUGCAGUCACAAAAGACUGUGAUGAACUAGUUCUCAGCUCUGAGUUCGAAGAAAACACAGAUAAUGGAAAUGAGCCACAAGUCAACUCAGAUUUAGAAGACAGAGUAGCAACAACCAAAGAUAUUGAAGACAACUCCACCACCAUCUUUGAGGAGAAGCCAAACAAACACAAAACCAUAGACGAAAGUCUUUCGACAAAAACACAUUCAUAUCUACAAGACGUCAACCAUUCUGAAUCAUGUUCCGAAGAAGGACAUGUAAGAGAUUUAGAAUCAUGUCCCCCGGAAGAUGUCAUUAAUUCAGAACCAUGUCCCCAAGAAAAUGUCAACAAUUCAGUAUCAUGUACACAAGAUAUCAAAGAUUAUGAAUCAUGUCCCCAAGAAAAUGUCAACAAUUCAGUGUCAUGUACACAAGAUAUCAAAGAUUAUGACUCAUGUCCCCAAGAAGAUGUCAAAGAUUCAGAAUCAUGUCCCCAGGAAAAUGCCAAAGAUUCUGAAUUAUGUACACGAGAAGAUGUCAAAGAUUCAGCGUCAUGUACCCAAGAGAAAUAUAUAAAAGAUUCUGAAUUGUGUCCCCAGGUAGAAAAUCUCAAAGACUCAGAGUCUGAGUCUGUCCCAGGUGUAUCAAAUACUGAACUUCAAUGUGAAACUGAAAAUGCUGAGGCAAACAAUGAUGACGUUGAAGAAAUACAAAUAAAGGCUCCACUUGGAGGUGCUAAUGCUCCUCUGAAAAAGAAGAAAAAGAAGAGGAGAGGCAAAAAGAAAGGAGGGUCCCUUGAGGAAAGAAAUCAACCAAAGGACAAUAAGGAAGCUGCUAGAACAUAUCAAGAAAGCAUCCAACCAGAAGCAGUUUCAAAGGAUGAUGGGUCAGGCACCGAAUGUAGUAGUGAAGGUCGCAGUUUUAAACACAUUAAAGAAUCAUCCACAGAUCAGGUUACCAAAGACAUCGAUCAGCAACAUACUGCUGAACAAGUGGAACAUAUUGAAGCCUCAUAUUUUGAACAACCAAAUAAAUCAAAGAUGGAUCAAGUUAGUGGUGAAUGGAAUAAUGAACAGCAUUGGAAAGUAGAGAAGGAACCAGGUAUGGAUCAAGUUGUGAAAGAGACAGACUGGCAAAAUGCUGAUCAAGCAGAUUUCGCACAAUUAGAACACAACGAAACCUCAAAUAUUCAAAACCCUAAAGAGUCAAUGAUGGAUCUAAUGUUGAAUGCAGAUGAACGAAAUAAUGAGCAGAAUUUGGAAGCAGAUAAAGUAAAGAUAGAAGAAAACAUUUCUCUCACUUUGCAACUCAGUCAGACACAAAGUCACCACAGUGCAGACAAACAGUGCUUGAAACAAACUUGGGAAUCUGUGAAAGUAGAGGUUCCAGAGUUCAGUGGAGCGGAUGUUCUUGUUGACUUUGUUAGUAGCAACACCUCCACAAGCCUUGACGGAGUUGACGUUUUAGAUGACAUGGCAACUAUAGAUAUUGUCAAAACUGCUCCUCUUGAGCCUGAUGACCAUUCUGAAAGUAAAAAUCACUUGUCUGUGACUAUGGACUCUACUGCCCAAUGCCCAGAGGCACCAUCUAAGCCGUCUUCUGCCACUGACUCCAACAGUGACAUGCUCAUUGGGUUGUCUGACAAAGGUGUGCUAGAGAAAACUUCUACAAGCCAAAAGGAUGAACAGCCAGAAGCAGAACGCGUAGAAAGAUCAUUUUCCUCUGAAAAUCCUAAUGAUGGGUCAGUCGAAAAACCAAAACUGUCUGAAAGUAAGAAGGAAAAUGAAUUGUUAGAUUUAGUCAAGUCAGAGAACUCCUCAAAUGACCUUGACAAAGUUGGGACCCUUGUGGAGACUCAGGCUGAACAUUUUAUGGAAAGGCAGACAUUGCUGUAUGAAGAUCAGAUGGAUGCUGCUGCCUCAGACAUGGAGGUGCAGACACAAAGUUCUCCAGAAGAUGCAGGACAUUACAUAAGUCCCCUGAUUGUGCAGCGGCUUAGCAAUGAGCAAUUAUCCUCUGCAGGUAAUCUUGAGGAGCACAAAAAUGGCCAAAGUGACCGAAAAAGUCUUACUGUGCAGCCACUGCAGGAAUCCACAGCUGAGACCAAUAACAUAAGUCAACCGUACGAGCAGGACAAUGAGGAGCAAAUCGAAGAAGAUGAGGAAGGGCAGUCCUUUGAUUUUGAUGACAUAAACACAGAUGUAGCUGUAGAAAUACAGACCAUUGAACAUUCACAGCAGGAGGAAGUUGAGGUGGGUGUUGAUGUCCUGUCAGAUGACAACAGUGAUGUGUUGGUGCAGAGUUCAACAAAUAUUGAAAUAGUACAAGAAAAUUCCCAAGGGAAGCCAAUGGAUGGUGAGGUGUGUGCAGAUGUAGCUACAGCAGACAAAAACUUGGAUGUGGUGGCUUUGGUUCAAGUGGAAGCUUCAUCUGAAAAAAGUGUGGAAGAGCAGGAGGAAAAGAUGCAGCCACAGAAGAUGGAUGCAAUGGAUGAGCAAAGCUUUGUUGCAAAAGACAGACAACCUUCCAAAGCUGGGGAGUUUGGUGUUCUAGAAAACACAAGUGAAGACCAAUUCCACCCUCAGGCAGCAUCUUUACCAGUAGAAGAAGCGUUAAAUGUUGUUGAACAACUGCAUGAAGAUUUAAGUGCAACCCAAGUGGGCGGCAACAGAGUGACACCUCCCUCCGGAAAAGAUGAGAAGAGAAAUAGCAAGAAAGGCAAAAGCAAGGGCAAAGAUGACUGCAAGAUGACUUAGCUUACAAUUUCAAAUAAAAAUUCUUUUGAUUAA